Messenger RNA from Asparagus officinalis (garden asparagus), 394 nucleotides. Its product is annotated as protein FATTY ACID EXPORT 5-like. The record is from RefSeq and is a predicted model, not a curated record. Lineage: Eukaryota; Viridiplantae; Streptophyta; Magnoliopsida; Asparagales; Asparagaceae. Gene Ontology annotation, cellular component: membrane.
AAAAAAUAAAAAAAAAGGGAGGGAGGAGAUGCAUGAUUUCUGCUUCACGAUCCCGUAUGGGCUAUUGGUGAGCGUUGGUGGCCUCAUGGGCUACACCAAGACAGGGAGCACUGCGUCUUUGGCCGGUGGCGUUGGCUCCGGCAUCCUCCUCCUCCUCUCUGGAUUUGUCAGCCUCAGUGCUUUUGAGAAGCGCAGGAAUUCUUACCUCGCGUUCUUCGUCGAAACUGAUUCAAUUUGUUCGCUGGCAUUAACAUAUGUUACAGGACAAAGGGUACUUCAGACCUUGAAGAUAAUGCCAGCGGGCAUAGUUGCUGCCCUCAGUGCAAUUAUGACUGCAUUAUAUCUCUACAAGAUUGCAACUGGUGGUAACCAUAUUCCUGUUAAAUCUGAGUAA